Hyaena hyaena (striped hyena) is the source of this 1377-nucleotide messenger RNA. RefSeq names its product mucosal vascular addressin cell adhesion molecule 1 (gene MADCAM1). Gene Ontology annotation, biological process: heterotypic cell-cell adhesion; positive regulation of lymphocyte migration; leukocyte tethering or rolling. NCBI's taxonomy places the organism in Eukaryota, Metazoa, Chordata, Mammalia, Carnivora, Hyaenidae. Gene Ontology annotation, molecular function: integrin binding involved in cell-matrix adhesion. The record is from RefSeq and is a predicted model, not a curated record. The transcript is spliced from 5 exons. The coding region runs from base 1 to 1134 and encodes 377 amino acids. Gene Ontology annotation, cellular component: membrane.
AUGGACCCGAGCCUCGCGCUGCUGCUCCCCGUCGUCCUGGGGCUCCUCCAGCGAGGCCGCGGUGGGCCUCUGGAGGUGGAGCCCCCAGACCCGGUGGUGGCGGUGUCCCUGGGCGGGUCGCGGCAGCUCACCUGCCGGCUGGCCUGCGCCGGCCCCCGGGUCCCCUCGGUGCGGUGGCGGGGCCUGGACACCAGCCUGGGCGCCGUGCACUCGGCCGCGGGCAGCAGCGUCCUCUCCGUGCACAACGCGUCCCUGUCCUCGGCGGGCACCCGCGUGUGCGUGGGCUCCUGCGGGGACCUGACCUUCCAGCGGACCGUGCACGUCCUGGUGUUCGCGUUCCCAGCCCAGCUGACUGUCUCCCCCGUAGUCCUGGUGGCCAAGCAGGCCCAGGAGGUGGCCUGCACAGCCCACAAUGUCACACCCGUCGGCCCGGAGGCCCUCUCCCUGUCCCUGCUCCUGGGGGGCCGAGAACUGGAGGGGGUGCAGGCCCUGGGCCGGGACGUGGAGGAGGAGCCCCAGCAAGGUGAGGACCUGCUCUUCCGAGUGACCGAGCGCUGGCUGCUCCCCCCGCUGGGCACCCCCGCCCCAGCUGCCCUCCACUGCCGGGCGGCCAUGAAGCUGCCUGGAGUGGACCUGAGCCACCAGCACCCCAUUCCAGUCCUGCAUUGGCUGACCUCCCGGGAGCCCCCUGUAACGACCUCCCCAGAGGCCGCCCCAGAGCUGAGCUCCACCCACAGCCCCCGGAGUCCUGGGGUGAACAGCUCCAGCAGGCCCUGUCGCCCUGAGAUCCACCAGGCACCGGCACCGGGGGGUCUGGAGCUACUGUGUGAGGCAGCCUGUGGCCCUGGUCUGUCGGUGAGCUGGACCCAGGCCCCCGGGGGUCUUGAAGCCUACGAGAGGCGGGAGGCUGGGGCCCUGGCUUGGCUGAGCGUGCUGUGGGCCAGGUGCAACCCUGAAGGCUGGUUUCAGUGUCGCCUGGACCCAGGGGGACAGAUGGCCAGCCUCUACCUGGUCCCUGAAAUCUGUCCCCCGACAGCAUCCGUAGCCCUGUGGGUGGGCAGCGUGGCGCUGGGGCUGCUCUUCCUGGCGUUCCUCACCCGUCGUCUGUGGAAACGCUGCAGGCCUGCGGGCUGACCGCCAAACCCCGGCAGCCCCUCCGGGCCCCCCGCCGCGCGGGGACUGACUGAGGAGGACCGGCAGCGCCCCCCACCCGUGGCCUUCCACUCAGCUGUAGCCAGAGGACGUCUGCAGGGUUCUGGAUCCUACACGGUUGAGAGCUGACCGUGACCUGCCCACCCUGACGGUCGGCAUCUGAGCUUCCCCUCGGGGGACCCCCGGGGACCCGCCCCGCAGUGGUCCAGAGCCGGGGAAUAAAGA